AUGAAGGAAGAAAUCAAGUCGGAAUUCGAAAAAGCUGGGUUCAAUCUCGACGAAGAAGAAGAGAUUCUGAACAAAUGUCUCACUUUUUGCAUCAACUACAGUCUCACUGCUAUGGAUCUCGUCUCAAGCUGGGAAAUUUAUUACCUUAACAGACAACUAGAUGAACCGAUUGUUCCAAAUGCUGAAAUGGAGGGUUUUCUGUUGCAUCUACAAAAUAGUGUGAAAGAAGAUAUUAUAAAGGAGGAAACUGGUUUGCAUCUUUAUUCCAUCGGAGAUGUAGAAAUGAUCUCAAAUAAUGACGAUGAUACAAAGGAGGAUACUCCCAGCACACCAACCAAUAACCGUCAAGAUGUUUAUUCGCCUAUACAUGAUACACCAUCUUUGUACGGGAAUGUUUUAGCAUCCGGAAAACCAGCAGAUCUGGUGACUCCUUUUUCCAAACGAACAGAUAGGUUUGCAGUGAAAUUCAGCAUCAACACCCUGUCUGACACAGACAAUGGAAAACAAGAACUUAACCGCGAGAAUGCAGAGAAUGACGAGUACAGUAUUGUUAAGAAAGUAAUAACCCGAAAAAGGUGUUCAUUGGUGAUUCGUGGAUCAGGGCCGAAACCGGGUUGCAGAUUCAUGUAUGAUAGAACUGAAGAUAAGAUUAAUGCAAUAGAAAACCGAAUUAGAAAACAUGCAAGAGCACUUGUAGCUUCUGGGCUCUAUGAAGAACCAACAGACCCUACAAUUGCCUCACCGAGAAGUUUUUUUGCCGUUGGCAUGAUUUGCUGUGACGGAGAAGGCCGUCUUAAUGAGAAAUCUGUCAUGUUACAAAGCAGUAUAGAGCAUUCUGGAGGGGAAUGCAUCCGCCUAGACUUACAACAUUUAAGUCAUUAUUCAGUUUUCCCUGGCCAGGUAGUUGGAAUUGGAGGGCAUAAUCCUAGUGGCCAUUGCCUAGUUGCAUCUAAAUUGGUUGAUUCUAUACCUAUCUCUGUUGCUAUGGAGGAUUUGAAUCCUUCAAAGAAGCAAGCUAUUGAUAAGGAGAAUCAGCCAACCGAACUUCUUUCUAAUCAGAGAGAGUUAUCAAUGAUUAUUGCGGCGGGCCCUUUUACCACAACCGACAAUUUGCUGUUUGAGCCUCUUGUAGAACUGCUGGCAUACGCAAAGCGAAGACCACCACAGUUGCUUGUAUUGCUGGGGCCAUUUAUUGACUCUGAACACCCAGACAUCAAGAAAGGAACAGUAGACAUGGAUUUUGAUGACAUAUUUCGUUCUCAAGUAUUGAGGAAGCUGGAAGAUUACGUAGAGAGUAUGGGUUCUUCCGUACGCGUUCUGUUUGUACCAUCUAUACGGGAUGCUAACCAUGAUUUUGUUUUUCCUCAGCCUCCAUUUGAUAUCAGUGUAUCUCAGAUAGCCAGUCUCCCUAAUCCUGGAAUCUUUGAGGCAAAUGAGGUCAAAGUUGGUUGCUGCACUUUGGAUGUUCUCAAGCAGAUCAGUGGGGAGGAGAUAUCACGAACUGCGGCAGAUGCAAAACCUAUUGAUCGUUUGAGUAGACUUACAAAUCAUAUUCUUAACCAACAGAGUUUCUAUCCACUUUACCCACCGGCAGAAAGUGUUCCAUUGGACUUUUCUCUGGCGCCAGAAGCCCUUCAACUCUCAUCGGUUCCAGAUGUUCUUAUCUUACCUUCAGACAUCAAGUAUUUUGUCAAGGUUCUUAAUAACGAAAGCGAAGAGACCAAAGGUGGGAAAUGCAUUGCUGUUAAUCCGGGAAGAUUAGCCAAAGGAGAAGGUGGGGGUACUUUUGUAGAGCUUGAUUAUAGUGGAGGUCCUGAUAAAAUUAACGCUUCAAUUGUGGCCAUAUGA
Lathyrus sativus (Indian pea) is the source of this 1848-nucleotide messenger RNA. The record is from the annotation of a GenBank genome assembly. Lineage: Eukaryota; Viridiplantae; Streptophyta; Magnoliopsida; Fabales; Fabaceae.